Molecule: messenger RNA, 816 nt
Organism: Mycena indigotica
Lineage: Eukaryota; Fungi; Basidiomycota; Agaricomycetes; Agaricales; Mycenaceae
Exons: 5
Coding region: 1-816 (271 amino acids)
Source: RefSeq, a predicted model, not a curated record
AUGGAUCGCGACCUCUUCAUUGAGCGUUUGGAGGCAUUCUGCACUAGUUCGGUCCGUACGUUUGCUGCGCGUGAAAAUCGGUCAUUCGACGAAACACACCAACUUGUGGCAGAAUAUUAUAGUCGAUCCCUAUUCUCAUCAGAGCACUCUACCUCGCAAGACCGGGCAGUUCAAAUCAAAACCAUUCUUUCAGACACUUCGCGCAUGCUUGAGUCUCUUGGGUCUACUGUCGGCGUAGAGUCAUUCGUACUUGCUGUCGAUCCCUCCGACGACAGUCAACCCAGCUUCCUUGGUGGUACAACCGUUGGGAAAGAAUACUGGCGAGGGCUACGAGGGGGAGGAGAUGCUGGUGCAAAGGCUUUCAAGUCUCACUGUGUCAAGACUCAGUCACAUAAUCCUUCUUCUGCUGCUGCUGCUAAAUCCAACCCUACCAAUGCACGCACUGUCAAAUCUGACCUAUAUGAAGCUGUUCGCAAAGCGCUAAGAACAGCCAGUGGUGUCAGUAAUGCAGAAAUGAAGUGGACUAACCCAUCGCUGUUGAAUAUAUAUGGCGUACGACUCGUUGGUUGGCCACCUUCCAUCCCAUCACAGAAUCCCUCGUCUUUGAAGGCCGACCAGAACAAGCAACUCUUAGAGGCAGUUGAAAAGGGGACGCUUCAUUUUGUGCGCACCAUUCUCACAAAUGAGGGCGAACCAGCGCCUCCUGCAGAGGAGCAGAGUAACUUUGAAUGGGCCAUUGAAUACGACGAUCCAUCUAUGUCUCCCAACGAUGAAGAUAGACCUGGGCCAGCCAAACGAGCGCGGCCGGAUAGUUAG